UAUAGAAUCUCCCAGGAGUUUUUCGCGACUUAAGAAAUUCUGUACUACGAACAUUUUCUGUUAAAAAAAUGGCUGACUUCUCGUCCCUUUUGUUCUUUUUAGUUGGAAUCAUCUUCUGUCAAGCGAGUGUAAUCGACCUUACGAGUGAUAAUUUUGACUCGAUUGUAAAUGGCGAUAAAUUUGCAUUUGUUGAAUUUUUUGCACCCUGGUGUGGUCACUGCAAAGCUCUUGCACCAACAUAUGAGAAGCUAGGAGAAGCUUUUGCCAAAGCUGAUGAUGUAGUUAUUGCCAAAGUGGAUGCUGAUGCAGACAAAACUCUUAGUUCUAGAUUUGGAAUAAGUGGUUUCCCUACCCUUAAGUACUUUUCAAAAGGAAGCACAAGUGCUGAGGAUUAUUCAGGUGGAAGGGAUAUUAAAGAUUUUAUCUCAUUUAUUGAGGGUAAAACUGGUGCCAGAGCCAUUAUGGCUGUCACCAAGGAAAAUGUUGUACAACUGGAUUCUUCCAACUUUGACUCAGUGGCCCUGGACAAGACAAAGGAUGUUUUGGUUGAAUUCUAUGCCCCAUGGUGUGGCCACUGUAAAAGCCUUGCCCCUGUCUAUGAGAAAGUGGGACUUGCAUUCAAGAAUGAACCAAAUUGUGUUGUAGCCAAAGUUGAUGCUGAUGGAGAAAGGAGUUUAGGGGAAAGGUAUGGUGUGAGUGGCUUCCCUACCAUUAAAUUCUUCCCCAGAGACAGUGAUGAAGCAGAAGAAUACAAUGAAGGCCGCAGUGAACAAGACUUCAUUGACUUUCUGAAUGAAAAAUGCAAAACCAAUAGAAAAUCUGGAGGAGGAAUUACUGAUGAUGCUGGAAGGAUUGACAAAUUUGAUGAGUUUGCCAAAGAAUUCAUGACCAAUGUGGAUAAACGUGAUGCAAUCUUGGAGGAGGCCAAGUCGCUCAUUGAUGCACAAGAGGAUCCUAAGGAUGCAACCUAUUACACUAAAGUUAUGGAGAGGGUGCAAAGUAAAGGAGACGCCUUCAUCACCACUGAAAUAGAACGCUUGAACCGUCUGCUUGAUGGGGCCAUCAGUGCCAAAAAGAGUGAUGAGUUCAGUAAGCGUCGCAACAUCUUGAAAAAAUUCCAGGUUGACACUACUAAAACAGAGCUGUAGAGGGCUCUUUAAUUUUGUGUGAUUGUUGAUGCUAGCUAAAAUGUCUUUACACAAGCUUAGCCUCUGGUCUUGAAUGAAUGUUCAACACAGUAUUUAGGUUUUUAAUAUAUUCUUUUGUUAAUGGCAAUGUAUAAGCAAAGAUGUUUCCAGUAUGGCUGGAAAAGCUUUCAACUAUUAAGUACUGCAACGUUUUUCUCUUUUUUUUGUUUGUUUUUUUUAUUAGAUCUGUUUGAUAAUCAUGUCAAAUACUGUUUUUCAGCCACCUCUUAAUAUUUGCCUCUGUACUGUUUUUUUUUUUGGAUGUUUCUUUUGUUUUUGCAAUGGAUUCACUAUUAAAAAACAUAACAUUGUGUUUCUAACUGUUUUUGUGUUAUUAUGUUUUAUUUUUCAAGUUGAAAAGUUCACCUUUUGAAUAGGAAAUUUAAAAGGCUUUUUUUCUUGAUAAGGCUAAAUUUUCAUUUUUAAAAAUGACAAGUGGAGUGUCAAAGGAUUGUUUGGUACCCUAAUGUAGUAAUACUACAAUUACUCAAAGGCUAUAUUUCUUCAAUAUUUAUUUGAUAGUGAUAUUUUAGUGUGCAUGUGUACACGUCUAUCACCAUUAACAAUUUUUCUGAUCAUACUUUCCCAAAAUAUUGCUUUUUUGAUAAAAAUUUCAAAUGUCAAUGUAUUGGGUUUUUUAUCUGCUCUAUUUACUUGUUUUUAUUCCACUCUGGUGCUGAAACACAAUUUCAAAUAUAGAGAAAGGCCCAUGGGGGCUUGCUAAAAAAGGAAAUGGUUCCUGAGUUUGGUAUUUUUGAGGCAAUCUGUUGUAAAAAGUCUAAAGAGUUUUCAAUCAUGUCCAAUCUUCACCGCCACUGCAUUGCUGCAACGCUGUAAAGCAAACAAGAAAGAAAAGAAUUUUAACCCUAGCAUCAGUAUAUGCAUAUUCUCCAUAAUGUUCUUGGUACAUUUCCUAGGCAGUUGAUGAGAAGAAUUUGUUUAACAAUCAAGAGCUUUUUGAGUGAGUGGUCUUUUCCUACAAUUAUUCUUGAAAUUAACGUUUGAUUCAAUAGUGAUAAUGCAUAGAGAUAUUAGAUACUAUUAACAGGUUAAUCAAGAAUAUUGUUUUAAAAGAUAAAAAGAAGACUUCAACUUA
Messenger RNA from Stylophora pistillata, 2283 nucleotides. RefSeq lists its product as uncharacterized. Gene Ontology annotation, molecular function: protein disulfide isomerase activity. The record is from RefSeq and is a predicted model, not a curated record. Gene Ontology annotation, cellular component: endoplasmic reticulum. Gene Ontology annotation, biological process: protein folding. Lineage: Eukaryota; Metazoa; Cnidaria; Anthozoa; Scleractinia; Pocilloporidae.